Messenger RNA from Cavenderia fasciculata, 1170 nucleotides. RefSeq names its product L-asparaginase I (gene aspA). The transcript is spliced from 2 exons. Gene Ontology annotation, molecular function: asparaginase activity. The record is from RefSeq and is a predicted model, not a curated record. Lineage: Eukaryota; Evosea; Eumycetozoa; Acytosteliales; Cavenderiaceae. Gene Ontology annotation, biological process: amino acid metabolic process. The coding region runs from base 1 to 1170 and encodes 389 amino acids.
AUGAUAACAGAACAAGUAUUACAUAAUAGUCAUAGUGAAGAUGACAAUAAAGUACAUAUAGAGACAUUCUCAUUAAGAGGAUCAGUUGCAGGUGCACCUAAGAAUCGUACGAUACGACAACCAAGUGUAUUCAUAAUCUAUACAGGUGGUACAUUGGGUAUGAAACGUGAUCCCAUUACCCAAGCACUCAGACCAGAACCAAACUUUUUAAAUGAACAAUUAGCAUCUCUACAAGAAAUGAAGUCUCCAGAUAUGCCAAGAUAUACAUUAUAUGAAUUUGAACAUCCAGUUGAUUCAAGUGAUAUGGAUCAUGAUGAUUGGAUAAAGAUUGCAAGAUUGGUUGAAAAGAAUUAUUAUGAUUAUGAUGGAUUUGUGGUGAUUCAUGGUACUGAUACAAUGGCAUAUACUGCGAGUGCACUUGCAUUCAUGUUGGAGAAUUUGGGUAAACCGAUUGUGUUGACGGGGUCACAAAUCCCAUUUGGUGAUAUUAUCAACGAUGCACGUCGUAACCUUAUCACGGCCAUCAUGUUUGCUGGCAAGAUUGAUAUCCCAGAAGUCUGUAUAUUUUUCAACAACCAAUUGAUUCGUGGAUGUAGAUCGAGAAAGAUUGAUUCUUGGUCGUUGGCUGCAUUCGAGUCACCCAACUGUCUACCAUUGGCUACGUUGGGUAUGGAGAUCAAGGUAAAUAGUGAUGUCGUACUCAAUCAACCAAAGGGACGUUUCAGACUAUACGAAAACAUGAGCAAGAAUGUUGCCGUCCUUCAUCUUGUACCAGGAUUUAGUGAUGAAUGUGUAGAGAAUCUCCUCAAGCCACCUUUGGAGGGACUGAUUAUCCAAUCGUACGGAUCGGGUAAUGCACCUGCCAAGAAGCGUGCGUUCCUCGACCACAUUGUCACUGCCGUCAAGAGAGGUGUUGUCGUUGUUGUCUGCAGCCAAUGUGUUCGUGGAACCGUCAAUCUCAAAUACUAUGAGACUGGCAAGAGUCUUUUGGAUGCAGGUGCCGUCUCUGGUAUGGACAUGACAGUCGAAGCAGCUGCCACCAAACUCGGUUGGCUACUCAGUAUUGGUCUGCCAACCGAACAAGUCAGACAAUUAAUGGAAAAGGAUUUACGUGGAGAAUUAACUGUUAAACCAAUGACUGGUCCAAAAUAUUAUUAUUAUCAUCAUUAA